AUGGCUGUUCCGAACUUGCAUUUGGCACGUGCUGAACUUAUGGGCUCCAAAAAUGAGAAAAGAACUAGGGUAAUGGGGAGUGGGGAAAAAGAGGUGGUUACCAUGGAGGUCACUGGAAUCAGUGCUGAUGUAAGGGAACAAAUAUACAAAGUAGGAAUGCCAGAAAAUGCAAAAGGCAUCUCCUACUUUCAAACCAGUCGGCAGACACUCGUGAUAGUUUUGAAGCUUUUUGAGCUGGUGGGAUUAUGA
Molecule: messenger RNA, 249 nt
Organism: Prunus armeniaca (apricot)
Lineage: Eukaryota; Viridiplantae; Streptophyta; Magnoliopsida; Rosales; Rosaceae
Source: the annotation of a GenBank genome assembly